Molecule: messenger RNA, 1416 nt
Organism: Fusarium venenatum
Lineage: Eukaryota; Fungi; Ascomycota; Sordariomycetes; Hypocreales; Nectriaceae
Biological process (GO): regulation of DNA-templated transcription
Molecular function (GO): zinc ion binding; DNA-binding transcription factor activity, RNA polymerase II-specific
Source: RefSeq, a predicted model, not a curated record
AUGGCUGGCGUCCCGAAUUCGAGAGGAUGCGACGCGUGCCGCAGACAAAAGAAAAAGUGUGAUCAAGCUCAGCCAAUAUGCUCUCGAUGUGCGCGUCUCAAAACGGCCUGCGUAGGAAGUGGUGUGAAGCGAUUCGUAUUUAAAUCGGAGAACCAACAAGCAGCUAAAAAGGUUUCGCAAGCUGUAGUCAUUACACGAACCAACCCGACACCAGCUCCAGUGCUAAGCAAUGAAAAGACCUUAAUAUCCGGAAAAUUGGUACAUAUCCUCAACCUCGACGAUCCAGCAUAUGAUAUCUCGACGUUUGGCUUAUUUGUCGUGGAUCUCCCUCGAUAUGUCGGCUCUAGCAAGUCCCUCGACGCGGCCAUCAGUGCCUUUGUCGCGGGAUUCGGUACCCUUAAAAAUAAAACGAUGUCAAAGAUUUUUGCACUAGAUCGAUAUGUUUAUGCUAUCAAGAUGUUGCGAGAAACCAUGAACGACCCUGUAUUAGCGAACACGAAGGACAGCAUGUGCUCUAUAUAUUUGAUUGCCAUCUGUCAAGAAUGGCUGGGACAUGCCUCUGGGUAUACAAAACACUAUGAAAUGCUUGGGCAUUUAAUCCAAAAUUCUAUUCAGAAGCCCUCUUUUGAUCCCUCCGAUCUACCUUUCAUGCAAACCAUUCUCGGUGCUGUGAUCCUCGAGAGUUUCAAUAAUCCAAACAUACAAUUGGGUCCAUGGUACUGGCAAGCAAUGUCGUUGUUUAGUGGUGGCGUUCGACCCCUCAAGUCUGGCGACGGCAUGUCCUUUACAUCGCUAGAUCUUGCCACUAUGGCAGAACUGUCUUGGUAUCUCCGCGAACCAGAUAAAUACCUUUAUCAAAUACGCUCUACCUACGCUGUCCUACGAGCGGAACAACCGCGACUUAUCCAAAUUGCGAACAUAUCAGUCUCCAAGGCUAGAGAAACAUGCUCCACAUCCCAACAGAGGAGACUCGGCAUGCGUUUCCAUAGUGCAAUCGCAGCGAUGCUCACCAUGGGGAUAGUCUUGAACCGUAUCAUACGCGUCUACGAUGGCGAUCCUACUCUUAUGAAAGAGGCUCAGCGCUACGUCGACGAAAUUAUUGACCUAGGUAUAGAAGCUAGCUCCAAUCGACCGAUUGCUGCGGCUUCCAUAGCGACCCCUCUCACCAUAGCGCUGGCUGCCGUGGAAGAUUACAGGUAUGCGGAGGUGGAGGUGUUGCUGUUGGAGUACCAGACUGAUUUUGCCGGAUUACAUUAUUUUGACGAUGUUGAGAGGAUUCGACGGCAGUUUGAGAAUAUUGACAAGAGCUAUCAAAAGAAGAGAGGGCUGCUGACACCAAAUGAGCAGGGUGUGGAGGAAAGCUUGAUAACAAAAGAAACAGAGAUGGAUAUUGGACCUGGGUGCACGAUACUAUAG